Molecule: messenger RNA, 2669 nt
Organism: Nothobranchius furzeri (turquoise killifish)
Lineage: Eukaryota; Metazoa; Chordata; Actinopteri; Cyprinodontiformes; Nothobranchiidae
Gene: tars1
Product: threonyl-tRNA synthetase 1
Biological process (GO): threonyl-tRNA aminoacylation
Cellular component (GO): cytoplasm
Molecular function (GO): threonine-tRNA ligase activity; ATP binding
Source: RefSeq, a predicted model, not a curated record
AUCAGCAUAUCCGGGAGACGUCAUCAGCCGUCCGUCACCCGGUCCUGCUUUUGCCUUUUACUCCACGAGUUUGCUCUGGGUCUGGGAUUUGACCGGUCUUUUUAAUUGUUAUGGCCGAACAAGCUAUCGUCGAGAAAAUGAAUGGAAUGCAAGUGACAGAAGGCAAAAAGAAUUUAGCUGAAAGUGGGAAAGAUGGUGGGAGGAAGAAAGCUAAGACUCCUGCUGGAGACUCUGCUGGCAAGUCUGAGGAUUCAGCUGAAGGCGGGAAAGACGGUGGGAAGAAGAAAGCUAAAACUCCUGCUGGAGACUCCGCUGGCAAGUCUGAGCUGUCACCACCACCUCAGUACAUCGAAGACCGUCUCACCUUGUAUGCAAAGCUGAAAGCUGAGCACGACGCUCUGAUGGAAGAGAAAGCUGCAAAGGAUAGCAAACCUAUCAAGGUGACCCUGCCUGAUGGGAAGGUGGUGGAGGCGGAGUCCUGGAAGACCACCCCGUACCAAGUGGCAAGUGGAAUCAGUCAAGGCCUUGCUGACAACACGGUGAUUGCCAAAGUAAACAACAGUGUGUGGGACCUGGACAGACCUUUGGAAGACGACUGUAGCCUUCAGUUGCUCAAGUUUGAUGAUGAGGAGGCUCAAGCUGUUUACUGGCACUCCAGUGCUCAUAUUCUUGGUGAAGCGAUGGAGAAGGUGUACGGAGGCUGCCUGUGCUACGGUCCUCCAAUCGAGAGUGGCUUCUACUACGACAUGUUUCUAGAAAACAAUGACGGCGUAUCGAGCAACGACUUUCCCUAUCUGGAGAACUUGUGCAAAAAAAUCAUCAAAGAGAAGCAGCCGUUCGAAAGGCUGGAAAUAAAGAAGGAAACUCUGCUGGAGAUGUUCAAGUACAACAAGUUUAAGUGCCGCAUUCUGAAGGAGAAAGUCACCACCCCGACGACCACGGUUUACAGAUGCGGUCCCUUAAUUGAUUUGUGCCGGGGGCCUCAUGUGAGACACACCGGAAAGAUCAAGUCACUUAAAAUCCACAAGAACUCGUCGACCUACUGGGAGGGAAAGGCAGACAUGGAAACCCUCCAGAGGAUCUACGGCAUCUCCUUCCCCGACCCUAAAAUGCUCAAAGAGUGGGAGAAGUUUCAGGAGGAGGCCAAGAACAGAGAUCACCGCAAACUGGGCCGGGAGCAGGAACUCUUCUUCUUCCAUGAGCUGAGUCCAGGGAGCUGCUUCUUCCUGCCUAAAGGGGCCUUCAUCUACAACACGCUGAUUGAGUUCAUCAGAAGUGAGUACAGGAAGAGGGGCUUCCAGGAGGUGGUGACACCAAACAUCUACAACAGUAAGCUGUGGGUGACCUCGGGCCACUGGCAGCACUACAGCGAGAACAUGUUCUCCUUCGAAGCAGAGAAGGAGACCUUUGCGCUCAAACCCAUGAACUGCCCUGGACAUUGUCUGAUGUUUGAUCACCGUCCUCGCUCCUGGAGAGAGCUUCCCCUCCGCAUGGCCGACUUCGGAGUCCUGCACAGGAACGAGCUGUCAGGAGCGCUGACUGGACUCACCCGAGUCCGCCGCUUCCAGCAGGACGACGCGCAUAUCUUCUGCUCCAUGGAGCAGAUCGAGGAGGAGAUUAAGGGCUGUCUGGACUUCCUGAGAACCGUGUACGACGUGUUUGGCUUCACGUUCAAACUCAACCUUUCCACGAGGCCGGAGAAGUUCCUGGGAGACCCACAGAUGUGGGACCAAGCAGAAAAGCAACUGGAGAACAGCUUGAAUGAGUUUGGAGAGAAAUGGGUUCUCAACCCCGGUGAUGGAGCGUUCUACGGGCCCAAGAUUGACAUUCAGAUCAAGGACGCCAUCGGGAGAUACCAUCAGUGUGCCACCAUACAGCUUGAUUUCCAGCUUCCCAUCCGCUUUAACCUCUCCUUCAUCGGUCGUGAUGGCGAUGACCAGAAGAGACCAGUGAUCAUCCACAGAGCCAUCCUGGGGUCCGUAGAGAGGAUGAUCGCUAUUCUGACUGAAAGCUGUGGAGGAAAAUGGCCUCUGUGGCUUUCUCCUCGCCAAGUCAUGGUCGUUCCCGUGGGACCGACCUGCGACGAGUACGCAGAGAAAGUCAAGCAGGAGUUCCACAGCAACGGCUUCAUGAGCGACGUGGACGCCGACUCCGGCUGCACUCUGAACAAAAAGAUCCGGAACGCUCAGUUAGCUCAGUACAACUUCAUCCUGGUGGUGGGAGAGAAGGAGAAGACGAGCAACACGGUGAACGUCCGUACCCGAGACAACAAAGUCCACGGAGAGCACAGCGUGGAGGGGUGCAUCGAGCGUCUCAGACAGCUCAAGGCCUCCAGGAGCAAAAAUGCCGAGGAGGAAUUCUGAGAUUCCUCAAAAACGCUUUGCUCAAUAAAAAAAAGAAAGAAAACUCAGCUGAUUUCAAAUUUGCCAUACGGUUGAGAUCCACAUUGGAUAAGGGAUGUUUACAAAUAUCAACAAGUCUAUGCUUGUUUUUCAUAAAUUAGGCAUAAAUGUCUGCUUUUCUGUUUCCAUAACAACCAGCCUGGACGUCUGAACACCGGAGCUCUGAGCAAACAAUCUACAAGAUUUAAUGUUGUUUUAUCAUUUUCUGUCACUUCUUCAGAGGAUUGUACAUGAAGUACAGUUUGAUAAUUAAACUGUUCUCGGUGA